This is a messenger RNA of Schistocerca piceifrons (Central American locust), 1933 nucleotides long. RefSeq names its product nudC domain-containing protein 1. The transcript has 10 exons. The record is from RefSeq and is a predicted model, not a curated record. The coding region runs from base 134 to 1915 and encodes 593 amino acids. Lineage: Eukaryota; Metazoa; Arthropoda; Insecta; Orthoptera; Acrididae.
ACACCUCGCAAUUACUGCGAUUGCGAGUGAUAUACCGAUAGCCGAUAUCAGUCGAUUGCGACUGAGUGAGAUUCGUUUCUGUUUCGGUCUUCGGACUUCAUGUGAACUUUGAAGUAAACAUUCGUGUAGCGUUAUGAUUGAAUUGAGGCCUAGUAGGGAUUUACUUGAUCCUGAAUUUGCUGGUUACAAGUUAUCGAUUGACCCCGUACCCUGUUAUCAAUACAACUUGGAAGAUGAUGUUUACCACAUCCUACCUAGUGAUGAUCAGUACUCACUCCUCCAUGCCAAAGUUUUUGGACUCCAUAAUCACUUGUAUGCAGAUGUAUUAUCAGAAGAUAAUUUAUAUUACGUGGAUGAGAGGUGGAGACUGCGGCGAGUGAGACAAAAUAAUUUGACAGGUCGUUUUGAAGGUCUUCAUACCAUGUGGGAGAUGACAAAACAUCAUCCCCGCAAGCCUGGUCACUACAACCCAUCCCUCAGUUUCACAUCGGCAGAUUUUGCUGUUGUUUCUGAUGGAGCUGGAAGUCUGUAUAUUGUGUACACUGGUAACAGAGAGGAAGCAGAUUCAUUUCAGACAGUGCAUGUUGAAGAACCAUGUGGAGAGGAAAAAGCUUUUAAAGUGAUUCAUUCAAGAUGUAUUUCGGAAGGCGGUCAUAAAUUCAUACACUGCUUGCUACUACAUAUUGAAACAAGGCCUGAAGAAGAAGUAAAAGAGAGCAAGGAAAAGGGAGUCUUUACCACUUUGUUGGAGUGGCUGAUUUUUAAUGAUGGUGGAAUAGGAAAGUGGUCAUUGCAUGCUAGUAGACAGGUAUCUACUGUGAAAGGUAUUGAGUAUGCAGCAAUUGAGACCUAUUGUACAGCAUUGUAUGUUGCCAGUGAAAAACCUGUUGUUUUCACAAAAGAUUCUGAAAAACCUGUGGAGGACAGAAAAAUACCAGAACAAGAAAAUAUGCAAAAGCCAAAGCGCUAUAUGUGGCUUCAAAAUCAGGAGGACAUCACAGUAUGGCUUCAACUUGCGGAGAGUGUUGUGAAGCAGGACAUUCAUGUUAAAGCAUGUGCUGAUUGCUUGACUAUUACUUGUCGUGGUCAAAAUCUCCUGGAAGGGGAUACUUGUCACAGGCUUAACACAGAAUUACCUGCUGUGUGGACUCUAGAGAAAGGAAAGUUGGAACUUACACUUAAUAAAGAAGAGACAGGACUGAUGUGGAGUUGCUUGUUGAAAGGGUGUGAUGAGGGUGAACAAAUAAUGGACCCAGCUCUUGUUGCAGAAAUACAUGAACGUCUUGCACAUCUAUGCUCCGAGACUGAGUCCUCUGGAGGCUGUGUUACUACUUUCAACUCUGAACAACUGGAAGAAUGUGAUGAGGUCAGCAGUAGUGCAUCAUUUUUGCACAGGCUGUGUCCACAAACCCACUCGACCACACAUAAGGUAACUUUAGGUGGUCUGCAGUGGCUAUUUAGCUGUCAGCUAAAGCCGGAAAGAGCUCCAGCUAUGUGCCUAAGGCAUGACGUUGAUGGAUGUGUAUGGCAGCCGUAUGAACCUGGUGAUAGCAUUCGCGAGAAACCAGCAACAUCAGAUGAUAAAUGGCCACUGAAACAUGUUGGCACUUUCUUCGCUUUGGGUUACAUUCAAGCUGGAAAGUCACAACGGAAGUUUUCAGUUUGUUCUCCAGAUCUGUCAUAUGUUGCUAUAUGUGAAGCAACUAGACAUAUAUACAUAUACAGACAACCGUGUCCAGUGAAUGGAGAACUCAGAAAUCGUCGAACUGGCAGACAUGUGAAACAGGUUGCAGUGCAACAACUUUUGAACCUUGACUCUCAGGAAGAAAUUCUGGGUGUUCAUGCAUCUAUUGAAUUCCUUUAUGUGUUAACUCCAUCAACUAUGUAUGCAUUUCACAUAAACGUCAAGGAUUAAAAACAUUUUGUAAAGUUA